This is a messenger RNA of Phalaenopsis equestris, 456 nucleotides long. RefSeq names its product cryptochrome DASH, chloroplastic/mitochondrial-like. Bases 1 to 456 code for a protein of 151 amino acids. The record is from RefSeq and is a predicted model, not a curated record. Lineage: Eukaryota; Viridiplantae; Streptophyta; Magnoliopsida; Asparagales; Orchidaceae. Gene Ontology annotation, molecular function: FAD binding; DNA binding. Gene Ontology annotation, biological process: photoreactive repair. The transcript has 3 exons.
AUGCGAGCUCCAUCUUCACUGUUUUCUCAACCAUCCUUCUUCCCUUCCAAACUCGGCUUUCCAAAAACCCUAAGCGCAAUGUGCUCAGCUUCGUCACCAUCUUUCUCAUCCUCCAGCGCCGUACGAUUGCCGGCGGUCCAGCCUGUUCCUGGCCUCACCGCCGACGAGAUCUCCGCGGCCGCUUCAGAGAUCUUCGCAAGGCACUGCUUCGCCGGCGCAAAGCGGCCGGGAGAUGGCGUGGCGAUCGUUUGGUUCAGGAACGAUCUCCGUGUACUUGACAACGAUGCCCUUCUCCAGGGCUGGGCUGCUUCCAACGCUCUUCUCCCAGUCUAUUGCGUCGAUCCUCGCCAUUUCGGCUCCACUCACCUCUUUGGAUUCCCAAAAACCGGAGCAUUACGAGCAAAGUUUUUGUUAGAGGCCGCAACAAAAAGGGUCAACAGGCCUUACAGGUUUUGA